This is a messenger RNA of Aplysia californica (California sea hare), 10258 nucleotides long. Its product is annotated as mucin-17. The record is from RefSeq and is a predicted model, not a curated record. Lineage: Eukaryota; Metazoa; Mollusca; Gastropoda; Aplysiida; Aplysiidae.
AUGUACACACAGAUGCACGCACUGCACGUUGUGACCAUUGACGUGAUAGAGACAGUCUCAGUAGCCGACGAGUCGACAUUCUCCUCCACCACACAACUAGUCUCAGUAGCAGACGAGGCAAGUGACCCUACCACACGACUUGUCUCAGUAGCAGACGCGUCAACAUAUUCAACCCCACAACUAGUCUCAGUAGCCGACGAGUCAACAUUCUCCUCCACCACAAAACUAGUCUCAGCGGCAGACGAGUCAAUAUUCCCCAUAGCUCAACCUUCCAGUGUUGAACACGACAUAGCUUCAACCCUCGCACUUAGAGACACACUUCACCCCACGCUCGCUGCAACACCCGAGCUAGCUCCCACAGUAACGCAAAUAGAUAAUGAUAAUAACAAUAUGUACUCUGUAGAUAGCGUAGGGGAAGUUCUUGAACCUUCUAGAAUAUCACCCCCUGCGUCAAUCGCUGCCACGUCCACCCGCUACAGCACGAUAGCGGACGAAGACGAUGAUGCCGUGAUAGAGUCCUCCCAGAACCUUCUACAACUUUCUCUCCUCUCUCCAGCCGCAGGUGAGAGUACCCCGGGCCCUGGCGAUGACGUCACGGUUAUGUCAAGGACGGUCGCGCUGCCGGCGUCGUUUGUCUCGGGUUAUUCGAGCAGCCUGUCCGACCAGACGGAGGUCACAGAGGUCACGGAGGUCAAGGAGGUCAGUGUGAGUGAGAGUGUGUUCCCAGUCACCCGCCUUGUUUCCCUCGCGGCCACCGAGUUUCUGAGUGCGCAUGACCUUGGCCUUGACCUGUCUAACAGUGGACUCGGGUCCACGCAUGCCAAUACUUUGUCUGUUGUGAUGCCGUCAGAAUUUGAUGCAUUGUCCAGCAUGUUUGAUAGUGACCUUUCCCUUUCAGUGAGUCGUACAGGUGAGGAGGUUCUAGAAAUCUCCACGAGCUCUCCGAUGUCCAGUUCUGUAUCCGGACGUCUCCAGUCUGAAGACCCAAGUGUACCUGAGAAUACAAUUCUUUUAGGAAGUAGUGUACCGCAGAAGCAAUCUUCUCUGAGAGUAAGUGUAAGUGAAGAAAACUAUGGUCAACCUCAGAGUAGAACAAACAUACAAGAUUUGCAUGUCUCUACUUCACGUGUUCUGAGUGAAAUUGACGCCUCGACUGCACAUUUUUUGAGUGAAAUUGAACCCUCGACUUCACCUUUUUUAAAUGAAAUUGACGCUUCGAUUUCACCUGUUCUGAGUGAAAUUGACCCCUCGACUUCACUUUUUUUGAGUGCUGUGAAAAUUCUCACUGACUUUGACAUGCCACCUCUGACCUCCUCAGUAGAUCCUGAAGGAUUGUCUCAGAGCCCGUCAUCUUUGACACUCGUGUCCCCCAGCAUGACUGCACCCCUUCCCCUCAGCCCCAUCUCCUCAGACACUAUCGAGAAUUCCUUGUCUCUGAGCUCAGCAGACUCGCCCACAGCGGGGACGCCCUCUCUCCUCGUCUCGGCAGAUAGCGAUGACGUUCUACGCGCCUCAAAUACUAUGUCUGUAGUGCACGAAACGAGUCCUCCCCUGCAUGCCCCUCCCCCUAGCCUAGAUCUUUUCACAACGAGUGCUGCAGACAGGCCUGAGUUUUCGUCUGUUGCUAACUCGGACGAUGACGCAGAGGGAGAAACGUUAGUGACACCGACCUCAAUGUUUUCUCUCCUAGAUUUGGAACAGUCAUUAUCUGACUCAAGUGAUUCAGCUUCCUUGCCAGAAGUAAAUACGAUUAUAAUCUCCUCCAAAAGUGCCUUACUGCCAUCAGCGUCUGACGCGACAUCGUUCCUUUCAGACAAUGAUUUUCUUCCCGCCUCUCAGUCACCGACCCCAGGUCUGUCUGCCCCCGCCUCACACACUGUCCACGUGUCCCCUGUGUACUCACAGACUGACAUUGCUGGCGGUUUAUUCUCACACGUUUCUCUCACCUCCGAGGUCCAGGAUACCAGCACGACGACCGGUCUUCUAGUUGUUCCAUCGUUAUCGGAAGCAAUCUUCGCCACUUUUGAUCCCACGGACCCACAGAGCUCGCUCUACCUGACCCCUAGUCAAGCCACCAGUUUGACACUGAGUUUCAGUUCACUUGACCUAGCCCCAAGCCAAGUGACAAGUUUGUCACUGAGUGACAAUCCAUUCGACCUAGCCUCUAGUCAAGCAACAAGUUUGUCACUGAGUGACAAUCCAUUCGACCUAAUCUCUAGUCAAGCGACAAGUUUGUCACCGAGUUUCAGUUCUGUUGAAAUAUCCCCCGUGUCUGACAGCUCAACGGAUGUCAUUUUCUCCGAUGAUGGUCUGUCGUCCUUCAAAGAAAGCCCGAAUUCCUUUUCAACAACGACGGUUCUUCCAGAUGACGUAUCAAGUGCUUUAGCCGAGCAAAGUGAUUUCGUCGUCUCUGAUGCAGACGUGACGGACACCGGGCCUAGAUCGUCUGAGAACCCCAGGCCAAGCCCCGAUCUGCAGACGUUCUCGUAUUCACAAACGCCUGAUGUACCCAGCCUAACUGCCCAGGCCGCUCUUCAAGAUGUCAGCCAAACGGUUUCUUCUCCGCAAAUUGCUUCAUCUGGAGAUCUUGCUCAAAGUUCAGACGUAAGUCCUGAUAUCUCCGCCCCCGCAACCCCAGACCCCAAUUUGCAUUCCUCUUUUGAUUCAUCGCUUCAAACAGAAUUGGGUUUAACAUUUUCUUCGAUUGAACUUUCACCGACUGAGGCAUCCGUGAGUGAGACACAAUCACAACUGAACGUUCUAGCUAGUUCAGUAGAGCAACUAGUGAGUGCAAUAUCAGACUCUGGAUUGUUACCAGCUUUUUCCUCUGUAAGUCGCGGUCCAAGCAACGGUUUUACAUCUGUGUCUUCUAGUUCCGACGACAUUCUAGCAGCUUCUGCCUUCUCAAUAACAGAUUUGCUAGCUGACCGAUCGACCACAGAUUCUGUAUCGGACUCCACAGCUUUUCAACCAUCACAGGACUCACCAGAUGGACAAACGGCUCCCAUAUUGACACAAGAACCGUCACUGACACAAGAACCGUCACUGACACAAGAACUGUCACUUACACACGAACCGUCACUGAUACAAGAACCGUCUCUGACACAAACGCAAGAUGGCACACCAGCGUUACAGUCCUCGCCCGACAUGGUGUUGACUUCCGGCGUCGCUGUGUCAGCUUCUUCCGGUCAGGACUAUGAGUUGUCGGACCUCUCUGUGUCCGAUAUGUCAGUAUCGGUUUCCCUCAGUGACCUAAAUUUGCCCGUGACCUUUGACGAUUUCACCGCCACCGACUCCAUGAACCAAGUUCCGGCGACUAUAGCCUCGGGCCAGCUUCAGCCAUCCAUGUCCCUGGACCUUGAGUUUUCAAACACGUUUUCUGAUAACGCGCAGUCUUCACUGGUCGCGAGCCUUGACUCUCCGACGCUCACUCUGAUGUCAGUACCUAGUGUGCACUUUGACAUCGACUCCUCAAUGACCUUCAUAACGCGAGACUCAACACAAACGGUGAGCGUAUCAGAGACGCUUCCUGCGCCCUCCUCCGGAGUACUGCCGAUAGAUGUCUCCUCAUCGUAUUCGUCUAGUUACCUUGAUGUGUUGUCAGCAAGCCCUGACUUUCCCUCUACAACCGGGACAUCUCAGGAUAUGUCGCCAACAUCAGCGCUACCCGCGGUGUCCAGUGACGUCAGUCUCCCUGAGAUCCCGGUGUCGCCGAGUGGCACAUAUGUAAGUGAACUACCUACAGCAGACGUAACGUCAGGUCUCAUGCCAAGUGACGUAUCAGAGCUCCCGGCUGAUGACGUGUCAAUUUCUUCCACCUUUGAUGGGUCCCCGCAAAGCUUACCUGGUGACGUUCUGUCUCAAGCCUUAAGUUCAGCGCUCGAGUCAUCGACGCCGAAUUUGGACUUCACCUCAUCGAACAUUUUGCAAUUUGAAUCCCUUUCCAAUCCAGGGUCGUUUCCGUCAUAUCAUGAAGACUUGUCGGUCACCAAAAGUUUGCUGGAUGUUGUCUCAAGAAGUCUGCCGGAGGAUAUUGCAACAAUAGUUCCUAGCUCUAGAGAUACAUUCUCAACAUUGACUUUUUUCUCUGCGUCAUUACAAGAAUCGCUACUGGAUUCAUCCUACAGCCGCCCAUCCUUGCCAUCGAGUGUUUCCGCAUUCAUCCCAAGCUUGGACGUGGUCUCACUGAGUCUAAAAGAUGAUGUCGGAAUGUCUGUGUCAAGUCCUCCCGAUGGCGUCUCAACGUUGAGUGAAAACUACGUGCCAUCACAGGAAUCUCAGCUUGAGUCUGUCUCGAGUUCUGCGACAUUUUCAUUCCCAGUUUCCCUAGAUGAUUUCUCUGGCACACUAAGUGUUGGUACGAUCUCAGCGAGCGUAAACAGCGACGCUGUGAUGUCGGUUCUAAGUUCAAGAGAAACGAGCACGACAUUUAGAUUUGACUUUCCUACUUCGCAGUUUUUGUUGAUUGAUUCAUCCUCGCCGAGCGCCGCUGUCUCAGUGCCGCCAUUGUCACCGGAAGUAACGCCAUCACCCCUGUCCCCGGAUAGCACACUCAGAUUUCCCGACGACAGCCAAGCGUCAUCUGUCUGGUCCUCCUCGGUGAGACCGUUCUCGGAUUUCGCUACGGUGGACGGUGUUGAUUCAACCAUGACCCCUGUGAGUAUAUUCCCCACGCCAGUUUCUCUGGAAUCUCUGACGUCAACAAGAGCUGGUACCAUUGCCUUCAUCUCUGAUGAUAAUAUGUCCUCACAGGUUUCUUCUGACGCAUAUCCAUCUCUCGCUCCAUUCAGCUCUGGCACGGAGACCGACUCAAGCACGUUCCCCACAGAGCUACAACAAUCAACGAUCUCACCAUCCGCGUCUGUCAUUCCAGACUCCUCGUCCUCUGAGCCUCUCUCCUCAAGGAGAUCAGACGAGUCGGCGGCGUUGUUGUCGUCACUUUAUUCUACUUCAUCGUUACUCCCAUCGUUUUCGGAAUCAUCGAUAUAUUAUGUCCCCCUCUCGUCUGACCAAGCCUCACCACCACCACCAUCAUCAUCACCAUCAUUCCUCGACCUUCCUUCAAGCGCCCUGGCUACGUCACAAGAUCAAGCAUCCCCUGCCCUAGACUCCGCCCUCCCGCCUGGCUCCGCGAGUCCCCCCACUGUCAGUGUUUAUAACUCUCCCACAAUGCUCACCGAUCUCCAGGUUUCUUCCUCCCCAGCCUCACGACAGUCUCCCGAGUUCUCCCCAAGCUCAGGUUUCUUGACCACGACAGACCAGUGAUAUGACGCCAUCCCUACUGGACGCCCAGAGCUCACCCUCCUCCGCUGGUAACCUGGUGACUUUCCUGACACCAGUUAUGACGUCACCGACAGCUCCCCUGACGUCAGAGGCGAUGACGUCGUACGUGAUGUCAUCAAUCAGUGCUGUCGGUUCGUCCCAGCCGGUGGACAGCACGUUUGUGAUACGUCCUUCAUUUGAGUCAAGUCUGGUGCCAACUGCGACAUCGCCGGUGGAAGAAUCAUCGCUUCUGUCGUUUUCCUUGCUGGGGUCAGAAGAUCUAGAAACUUCACAAAGUUCGGGGUCCCCAGAUGUAAUGCAGUCAAUCGGAGCAACAACUACGUCCUUCUUGACCCUUGAACCUUCCAGUCUGCUAGAAAGUUCCGAGGUCAUCUCUCAGCAGACGCUGGCAGUGUUGACCCUGUCAAGGGACACUACUGUGUUCUUGUCGUCGACGACAGCUGCUGUAGAACCAUCAACAGAGUUAUCUUCAUCUCUGUCUACGCCACAGAUCGCAGCGUCGUUUUCUUCCCUGGCGUUUUCAGACAUUUCCUACGAAGACGUAUUACCGACUGCCACUUCCCCCUCCCUCCUUGACUCUUCCAGUCUGCAAUCUCCGAUGCUCACCAAAGAGGAUUCACUUCUUUUUCCGUCGUCCAUGUAUGCCUCAGACACACCCCAACCUUCUUCCACACCUAUUGUCGUCUCACCUCUGCUUUCCGAAUCGGAUAUGAACACAAGACAGCAAUAUUCAUCGAUUGUGACGCCACUUCCUUCGAAGACCACGGACGAUUUUCCUUCAUCACUUCCCACAGUUAGUCCCGAUUUCUCGCCAGACAUCUCACAGCCGUCAGCUGCUUCUGUCGUCCCCACUAGUGAUGUCGUGUUAUCUUCUCAGUCGUUACCUUCUUCAUCGUUUGUGUCGUCAUCAUCAUCAUCAUCGCCGGGAUUCUCUGACUUGUUGACUCCCUCACUGACGUCAGAGCCUGUGGCUGUAUCCUCCUCAAUUAGUGUCUCACUCUCGUCACCUUUGACCCCGGGGUCGACUUUGGCCGUGUCGGAGCUGGACAGCUUGACCACAGGGAAAUCCUCCUUUAUUGACCUGAGUGCGAGCGUCAGUUCUGACGACUUUGGGUCAGAGGUCGUCGUGACGUCACUGGAGGGGGCAACAAUGAACACGGCGUGGUCCACUCAGGUGUCUGAGACACUGACGUCAUCAUCGCCACUACUGACGUCAUCGUCACUACUACUGACUUCACCCGAGUCAUCGCCGCUGCUCCUGACGUCCUCUGACGUCACAUUCUCACUGUUCUCUAACGCUGUGACGUUAGCUAUCCCAGACACUUUAGCGAUGACGUCAUUUUCCUUAGAUAUUUCCUCAGAGGCUGUUUAUUCAUCGACGCCCACACUUCUUCUCACCGAGUCUCCCUCCCCCUCCUCCCCGUUCUCGUCUGCCGGGCCGGGCGUUUUCUCUCCCCUCACGACCGCUGUCUCUACAGCUCUUGGCUCAUCCGCAGCUGCAGAGCUGUCUCCAUACAGCACAGAGAUGUCAACACCUGCAUCGUUUCUGUACAGUUCACCGUUAUCAACACCGUCAUCGGUUCUGUACAGUUCACUGUUAUCAACACCGUCACAAUCGUUUUCAUUCAUCCCAGAUUCCUCAAUGGUCGUGCUGUCGUAUUCCUCCGACCUGGAUAUGUCAACAGUGACGUCACCAGUCACCUCCACCAGCCCCGACUCGGCCGGUGUGGUCUCGCUGGCGUCGACGGAACAGUUUUUGUCAUCCAGAGAAGACUUUUCAACCCCAUUAUCGUUAUUGCCAUCGUUAUCGUCACCCUCGUUCUCGUCUAGUUUUGAGACGUCAGCCUUCAUAGAAUCACCGACAUCAGACUUAGGAGUACCGACACAGUCGCUAAUCUUUUCGCCAAGUUUUGACGUUUCAACUGUCUCGUCGUCGCCAUUUUCUUUAUCAUCCUUUGUCGUUAGCUCGUUAUUGUCGUCACCCUCAGCCCCUCUCUCAUCAUCCUCCAUGUCUGUUGUAGAUGUGGAGACGUUGACCCCACCAUUGCUAUUUUCUUCAUCAUUUUCACUGAUCGUUGACUUGUCUACGACUCUAUUGCCGCCGUCAUCAAUAACUUCCUCUUUUGUCUUCGAAUCAUCGACUGCACUGUCCUCAUCGUUUUCCUCGUCGUCUCUCGAGGUGUCAAGUACACUCUUGCCAGAUUCAUCGUCACCAUCGUCAUCAUCAUCAUUAUCGUCAUCGCCAACCAUCGACACGACAUCAGCCGUAUCAUCUCCCUCGGCAACGCCACCACAAUCCUCAUCACCCGUCGUUGAGCCGAGUCCCACCACGUCAAGCGUCCAAGCCCCACUCUCCUCUUCAGCUGCACCACCGACAAGCCCCGCCCCCACCCGUACAUUGAGCCGGCUAGUGAUGACGACGACAUGACCUGGAUCAUCGUGGGCAGCGUUCUGGGCGGCCUGCUGCUACUGGUGGUCGUCAUCAUCAUCGUCUGCUGCUGCUGCUGUGGCGUCUGCUCCAACCGCCGGGGUCAGGGAGACAAGGUCAUGACCUCUGAUGACCUCGACGAGGCGCCCUCCCUGCCGGAGGUCGUGGGCAAGGCCGACCCCACAGAGCUCAGUGGAACAUCCCGAGGCCACUUUGGAGAUGGAGAGAGAGAUGGAGGAAGUGGAAGACACACCACAGAAGAGAAAGAAGAAAAAGAAAAGAGUGCCGAUGGACACUGAAGCAGACAUGGACAUCCGGUCAGUGUACGAGAGUCAGAUGGCCAGUCUGGCCGCCACAAACUCCCCGCCCACCAGUGACGUCAACACCAUGUCCAGGUCGCUACAGCCCACGGUGGAGGAAGAGGGGGACCUACUUGAGAAUGCUGAGGAGGAGAGAAAGAAGAACAAACAAAGACUGAGGGCGAAGAAGAUGAAAGAAAAAGAAUUCAGCUCCCCCGUCAAGACCAGCGAAGAAAUGACCGUUGCCUAUGAGAACGCCCAGAAGGAAAUUGACAAAGUCCUUGGACCCAGGGAUAAAGUGGAGGAAGAGGAGGAGGAGAGGAGGAGAAAGAAGAACGUUCUCGGACGAGGAGAAGAAAGAGCCUGAGCCGGAGAGCCUGGAGUCUGCGCGGCAGAGGAUGCACCAGUUGUUGGACGACGCCUUCUCCCUCAUCUCUCACAGCAAGACCAGCAUAGGCUCUAGAUCUAGCCAGUCUUCGAAGAAGUUGAAAAGGAACAAAGUGGAGCCGUCCCGACAGAGCAGUGACGAGAAAAGUUCUCCGCGGUCCGAGGCCAGCAGCAGCCGCUCACACCGGAAAGAAAAACAGCUGUCGAGACAACCGAGUGUGGAAACAGAGAUUGCAGAGAAGAAGCACACGCCACUGCACGUGCAGAGAACACACGAGGAUUACGAUGCAUCCGGUCUGGUCAGCUGGAGCCCGUACAGAGCCGCAGACGACACAGCUCUUAUCUCCCUUCCUAACGCACAGCAGACAAACUUGUCGACAAAACCGCCGAAGCAUGAGAAGAUUACAACUUCCACCUUUUCUGAAUCUCUACCUUCGAGCUUACGAACAAACUUCUACACAAACCAACCUGGUGAGCCUAUUGUGAUCAACUCCAGGAACCUGGCUUCGAACCAUCCACCUUCAGAGACUCAGUCGGGAACUGUUCCUCCCCCCGGGCACCCUGUGACGGCCGCGAACUACGUCUCCCGAGGAACGUUCCAGAACCCUCUCUAUGACUCGUCCACCAUGGACAGAUAUUCCGACCCGUACCAGGGGAUGAAUUCGUUCCAAGCGAUCCCGGCUAGCGGCGGCCCAAACACAUCAACCGCCCGGCAAGGUGGAGGGUACAGGGAUGGGGAUGGUAGGUCUCCCAGACUGGCUCAGAGUGACCGCUACUCUAGCAGUCCCCGGGACCAAACGUCCGGCGUGAUUGACGUGAGAGAGCAUAACGCCCCCCGCAGCGGUCAAGUCCCGAACCAGGACGUGGUGGACGUGAUCUCAGACAGCGUGCGGCCCGGGGCGUCCCCUCAGCCGCUCAUCAACAGUCUCCGCGAGGAGUUACAGGCGCUGUCCAGCAAGAAGAUGGUUGGGAAAAGUUCACUGAGUCACGGUGGCGACAGAGAGGAUGCUGGGAACUCAGACCACAGUCAAACGGAGCCGGGGUCGAAGACAAAUGGUUCCACCCGGACACACGGCCUGGGGGAGGGGUCGUCUGGGUGGGGGUCCAUGCCGCGUCGGCGGACAGACAUCUAACGUGUUGUGUGGGGGUCCAUACCGCGUUGACGGACAGACAUUUAAUGUGUUGUGUGGGGGUCCAUGCUGCGUAGACGGACAAACAUCCAACGUGUUGUGUGGGGGUCCUUGCCGCGUUGACGGACAGACAUUUAACACUUUGUGGUCCCUUGGCGCAAUAAUGCGAUAGUGAAAAUGAUCUCUUCCGGUCACCUAGCACAGUUCUGUGUCUAGCCCGAGAGGUCCAUUGCUGUCACUCUCUUGGCUGGGUGACCAGAUUGGAUAUUUUGUACUGCUGGCUGUGUAACUGCAAAGUGUUAACAUGCUCUGUCGUUGUCCAUGCCAUGUCGAUGGACACACAUUUAACGUGCCUGUCACUAUUUUGUGUGUACUUAUUAACAUAAACUAUUUUAAAUAAAGAAAAUAGUUUAUUUUAUAAAUUGGAAACCUUUUGGUAAUCAAAAUGUUGAUUUCUGUAUAUGUUUAACAUUGUUAGUUAAUACUAUAAACCUUGAUGCAGACUUCCCUUGUGGUGAAAACUGUUGAUGAUGUUGACUCAUUCCUGGUUGUAUUUCAGCAAACAUCAUUUUGUAUGUUAUUGUAAAAUUCAUUUCCAUGAUUAACAGGGAGAAGGGUGAAGGAGCUACAAUGUUCUUUUCAGGCAGCUUCUUAAUUAAAUAACACAAUUAUACAACAACUUAUGAAUGGGACCAGAUUUUAAUAUCAAUAAAGUUUAAUUGUGGUUUUAU